Messenger RNA from Mesorhabditis spiculigera, 777 nucleotides. NCBI's taxonomy places the organism in Eukaryota, Metazoa, Nematoda, Chromadorea, Rhabditida, Rhabditidae. The record is from the annotation of a GenBank genome assembly.
AUGGGAUUCUGGGACGGGAUUGCAACGAUCGUUGUUUCACUCUACCUGCUCAUCGCCGUUCUCGGAAGUUUGCGCUAUCUAAUAAAUUGCCUGUGGACCUUCACACAUCCUACCUGGGAAGACUGUCCCUUUUGGCCCCGAGAUGUAUUCGCAAAUUUCUACAGCAUAUGCUUGGCCCUAUUCUCCGUCCAGCUUCAACCGCAACCCUCCAUCACUAAUGGUUACGUACGAGCUAGCCCGAGGACAGGGAACACCACACCAACGAUUCUGGGGCUUGACUGCGAAAUGGUGGGCAUCGGCGAGGAUGGAAAGAGGCAUGCGUUGGCUCGUGUGUCACUGGUUGACUUCAGCGGAAGGGUUGUCUAUGACUCCUACGUCAAGAGCACAGUGCCGGUGACCGAUUAUCGGACGUUCGUCUCUGGCAUUGAGGCUCAACAUUUGGAGCGAGCUCCCAGCUUCUCAAAAGUUCGCGCCGCCGUGGAGCAACUGAUCUCUGGUGCUACAUUAGUUGGACAUGGCCUUGACAAUGAUUUGAAGAUCCUCCGACUUGAACAUCCUGUUCAACACUGCAGGGAUACCGCAUAUUAUUGGCAAUUCCGUGAACUGUUGAAAAUCUCACGCUGUCCCCCGUUGAAGCAGUUGGUCGAGACGGUGCUCGGUGACAAGCAAUUCCAAAAUGGUGCUCACGAUCCGGUCGAGGACGCCUACGCCCCGCUGCGCAUCUACAAGAAGUACCGGGAGGACUGGGACCGCGAUGUCUGCCGUCAGGAGUGGAGC